This is a messenger RNA of Phytophthora nicotianae INRA-310, 1680 nucleotides long. RefSeq lists its product as hypothetical. The record is from RefSeq and is a predicted model, not a curated record. The coding region runs from base 499 to 1293 and encodes 264 amino acids. Lineage: Eukaryota; Oomycota; Peronosporomycetes; Peronosporales; Peronosporaceae. The transcript has a single exon.
UGAUCUGAGACGGAUGAAUCGGACUCCGAGCCUGAAUCUGAUUCCGAGUCGCUCUCUUCGUCACUGGAAUCACUAGAAGAGGGCGCUUCGAAGGACGAGAUUGACGAAGACACGUCGGAAUCAGAGACAGCGUCCGAGUCGAUGGAGCUCUCGUCGUCUGAGCCCGCGAAGUUGAGCAAAUUGCCGUGCCACGUCAGGUCUUCAGAGCGGAAUGUAACCCGCUCGAUAGGGUUACGAUUCUCGAAGGAGAUUGGCUGCACAGUUGCCAUUACUGGAAGAUGGCUACACUUUGUAGAUGCAGGACGAUGACUAAAUGCCGAGGUGCUAGGCGAUCAUGGAGCGCUACAGCCGCGUAUUGUGCAUAUGAGAAGCCAUAAAUAGUCGACGUAGUGACUAUAAUUCCCAGGAAACUGCGUUAUGAAAGGGUACACAAAGUGUACUCCUAUCGUAACCUACGUGACCGCGAAACGACACGAAUAUUGCGCACUUCUAAAGUAAAUGAUCGUACCCACCCGCUUUGGACUCAAGUAUGCGCCGAUCCCGACGCUAGCGCUCGAGUAUGAAGACGAUCUGAAGGGUGUUGUGGAUGCUACUGGCGAGAGCUCCACGUCUUUGUAUGUGUAUCGAGAUGGCAAUGGUGCAUCCCCUCCUACCAGGAAGUUGCACGUGGUAGAGCUCCCGAUGCUUACACGAACAUCAGAAACGGAGCAGAUCACUCGCCAAUUACAGCAAGACAACGGUCGAUUCUUGGCUCCAGGCGUCGUAAAUGAGACGCAAUUGAAGCGGCUACUGGAUCGAUUGGUACAGAAUCUACCAGAAACACCACAAAUGGAUGCAAACGAGAAUGAACAGAGACAACCAUCGUUGACAACAACUCGUGAGGCUGAAAAUGCAAUGGAAGACGGUGAUAGUGGGCUAGAAGAGAGUAUGAUGGAAGAAUCCGUUAUAGAAGAAUCGGUGGCUGAAGCUUCACAGUCGAAUGAACACCAAACGUUGCCACCUAGAGGUGAAGCUCAAAGCGACAAGGAAGGCGGAGAUGAGAAUGAAGCUGAGACGACUGUAGGUGCUACGGCAAACGGAGAGCAUCAAGAUGAACAUGAGGACUCACAUGGAAAUGAAAGUGAUCAUGAAAGGCCUGCAAUUGCAACUGAAAAGGAGAGUGAGGAUGAAGCUAAAGAGGAUGCGAAGAAGACAAAAGCUUUGCGAAGCGAGUCCGAUGUGAGCGAGGAGGAAGUUGAAUCUGAAGAACUCGAGUACUUUUCAGAAGAUGGAAGCGACGAAGACUCAUUUUAAUAUUAAACUAUGACGCUUCUCGUUGUAAUUGCUCGAAAAGAGACUUAAUUUGUCGUAAGUUCUCUUUCUUCGAUUGCCGCUCGCGAUCAAUCUGCGCCAACAGAAUUCUCAUAUCUCGAUCAUUUUGCGCUGUCUUCCUACGCUCCUGAUCCAACGCAACUCGCAGCUUUGCAUUAUGAGCCGCUACGUUCUCCAUUUCAGCUGCCAGAGUCUCAUACUUACGCAUCAUCUCGCCUCGCUCAGCCUCCCACCCAUGAAGCUGAUGUUCUCGUUCCUCUUCUGCACUUGCUCGAACACGCUCCACUACUUCACGCUGUUGUUCAAUAUGUUUCUGCAUUCGCUUUUGGAAAAGUUUGUCCUGAUCUUCAAGAACAGUUCGCAUGCGUU